UCAACAAAAAUGCUCAAUUCUACCUCAGAAAUUCCGGAACUUCUAAAGAAGAGCAGAAACUAAAAUAUUACCAGUAAUCACGGUAAUGGCAGAGUAUAACAAGAAGUAAACAACAAAACCCAGUCUCCAAUUUUCAAAAUUCUCUAGAUAAACCAAAAACCGCCACUUCAAAAAACAAACCAUCACACCUCACCGGUCAACACCGCCGUUCAAACAUACAGAGCCGGAUUAUUUUUGGUCUUAAAACCAGAAACCUUGGGAACCCAGAAAUGUAAGCAACAAAACAAACAAAACCCAGAAUGUAACACGAUGUCGUUUUCACCAGAGAAACCAGUUGCUGACGUUAAUUUAACAGUGAAGAAGAAGAAGAUGAGGCCACUAAGCUGGUCAGAUUUCUGGCUCAAAAAUACCAAACCGUUAAAACAAGCCGUCUUCGCUAUGCAGCUUCAGUCUCUGUCUAACCCAACUCCAACCGAUUACACAGACUCAAAAAUCAAAAACAAAACACAAACACAAACCCUAAUCAACAUAGACCGAACACUUCUCUUAAGUGAUGAGCUUCUCUUAAAAAUCCUCUCUAAACUACCUGACACCCAGAAAAACCCUAAUUUUCUUGUUUGCAAGCGGUGGCUCAAUCUCCAAGGCCGCCUUGUAAGGUCUUUAAAGGUGUUAGAUUGGGAGUUUAUUGAGUCUGGUGGGUUAAUUUCAAGAUUCCCAAAUUUAACCCAUGUGGAUUUGAUUAAUGGGUGUUUUAAUACACCAACUAAUUCUAGUAUUUGGUUAAACCACAGAGUUUUUUCUAUGCAGAUUGAUUCUGGGGUUUCCGGGUUCGGUCCGAAUUGGAAUGUCUGUGAGCAGAAUUUGUUGGCAGUUGAUGUAGUUGACAGAGGGCUCAAAGCUUUAGCUGGUAGUUGCCCGAAUUUGAGGAAGCUUAGUGUGAUUGGUGCUAGUGAGUUAGGUUUGUUGAGUGUUGCUGAAGAGUGUUUAACUUUGCAGGAUUUAGAGCUGCAUAAGUGUAAUGAUAAUGUGCUUCGCGGGAUUGCGGCGUGCGGGAAUUUGCAAAUCUUGAAACUUGUGGGGAAUGUGGAUGGUCUUUAUAGAUCGUUGGUGUCGGAUAUUGGGUUGACGAUUUUGGCUCAAGGGUGUAAGAGAUUGGUGAAGCUUGAGCUAAGUGGAUGUGAGGGUAGCUUUGAUGGGAUUAAGGCUAUUGGACAGUGUUGUCAAAUGCUUGAGGAGUUGAUAUUUUGUGAUCAUAGAAUGGAGGAUGGAUGGCUUUGUGGACUUGCGUAUUGUGAAAAUUUGAAGACUUUGAGGUUUUCGUCGUGUAAGAAGAUUGAUCUUCAUCCUGGGUUAGAUGAGUAUUUGGGUUCGUGUCCGGCUCUUGAGAGAUUGUAUUUGCAGAAGUGUCAGCUAAGGAAUAAAAAGAAUAUUAGAGCUGUGUUUAAGGUGUGCGAAAAUGUUAGGGAUAUUGUUAUCCAGGAUUGCUGGGGAUUGGACAGUGAUACGUUCAGCUCGGCAAGUGUUUGCAGGAAAGUAAAGUUGCUAUCUCUAGAAGGAUGCUCGUUGCUAACAACACAAGGCCUGGAGUCUGUACUUGUGACAUACAAUGAGCUUGAACAUCUGACAGUACAGUCAUGUAAGCGCAUAAAGGAUUCCGAAGUCUCUCCUGCACUUUCAUCCUUAUUCUCCGCUCUGAAAGAGUUGAAAUGGAGGCCAGAUGGAAAAUCUCUUCUGGCCCCCAGUCUUGUGGGGACUGGCAUGGGAAAAAAAGGCGGUAAGUUUUUCAGGAAGUCGCAAACUCUCAAGUUGCUGUCCGAUGAUUGGCAUUCUCACUUUGACCAUACCUGGAUGAUCCACACGGCCAAUGGAAAGUAGUAUGCUUUGAUAUGAGAGAUUUCUGUUAACUCAUUCAGCUCGCAACGACAUGUAUCUUACCGAGAUACUAUUCGGUUUUCCAUUUUCACACAUACGAGUAAGAGGUAGUUAUAUAUAUUCAUAUUUAUGCUUAAAGUGGUUUAUAUCUGCUGGUAUUUUUCCUAUGUUGUAAUUAGAGCUAGAUUACAAAUUAGAUUAGAAAAAUAAUUGCCUAUCAAAUUAUACGUGCUUUAUUAGAACCAUCUUGUUUGUGCU
Messenger RNA from Mercurialis annua (annual mercury), 2130 nucleotides. Its product is annotated as F-box protein At5g07670. NCBI's taxonomy places the organism in Eukaryota, Viridiplantae, Streptophyta, Magnoliopsida, Malpighiales, Euphorbiaceae. Gene Ontology annotation, biological process: SCF-dependent proteasomal ubiquitin-dependent protein catabolic process. The record is from RefSeq and is a predicted model, not a curated record. Gene Ontology annotation, molecular function: protein binding. Gene Ontology annotation, cellular component: SCF ubiquitin ligase complex. The transcript is spliced from 2 exons. The coding region runs from base 310 to 1875 and encodes 521 amino acids.